AUUCUAGGUAACAUCAGUGCCUGAAGACCAAAGUUGGAGGCUGUUUUCAGUGUCUUCCUAGUGGUACCUGAAGUGAACUUCACAGCCCUGAAAGUAGAGUUUUGUUCGCUGUGGUGUUCUGAUAACUUCUCUUCACUAUGCCAAAAAAGAGGGCACCAAAGGGAAAAGGCGGAGCCAAGAAAGCAGAAACCAACGGCACUACCAAUGGUACAACCAAUGGACAAACAAAUGGAGUGAAUGGCAUCAUCGAUGACCUCAACGAUGUCGACAUCAGUGCCAACGCCAGGUCUUGUACAGGUGUAUUAGUCUCACAUCCAGCCAGCUGUGAUCUUAAGAUCAUCAACGUUACGCUGACAUUCCAUGGUGUCGAAUUGUUCCUGGAUUCAAAGAUUGAACUCAAUGCUGGUAGACGGUAUGGUCUACUAGGUCUAAAUGGUUCAGGCAAGUCGACUUUACUGCAUGCAAUAGGGAAGCGUGAAGUACCCAUCCCGCAUCACAUGGACAUCUUCCAUCUAUCAAGGGAGAUGGCCGCCAGCGACAAGACUGCUCUAGAAUGUGUCCUAGAGGUAGACGCUGAGAGGGUACGACUGGAGAAAGAAUCAGAAGAACUGGCACAUUUAGAUGGCCCAGAGGCUGAAGACAGGUUACUGGAUAUCUACGACCGUUUGGAUGAGCUGGACGCUGACAAGGCGGAGGUCAACGCAGGUCGCAUCCUCCACGGUCUCGGCUUCACCAAAGAGAUGAUGCACACAAAGACAAAAGACUUCUCUGGAGGGUGGCGGAUGAGGAUAUCCCUAGCGAGGGCGCUCUUCGUAAAACCCCAUUUAUUACUGCUCGACGAGCCCACAAAUCAUCUCGAUCUAGAAGCUUGCGUGUGGCUUGAGGAAGAAUUGAAAGGGUACAAGAGGAUAUUGGUUCUUAUAUCACACUCACAAGACUUCUUGAAUGGAGUCUGUACAAAUAUACUUCAUGUACAUAAACAGAAAUUAAAUAGCUAUGGAGGUAACUUUGAUUCAUAUGUUAAGACUAGGCUUGAGCAAGAAGAGAAUCAGAUGAAGAAAUACCAGUGGGAACAGGAUCAAAUGGCUCACAUGAAGGAUUAUAUAGCAAGGUUUGGUCACGGAAGUGCCAAACUAGCCAGGCAAGCUCAGAGCAAAGAGAAGACGCUGAGUAAGAUGGUCGCUGCUGGCCUCACAGAGAAAGUAGUAUCAGAUAAGACUAUAUCAUUCUAUUUCCCGGAAUGUGGCAAGGUGCCACCACCUGUGUUGAUGGUUCAGCAUGUAUCCUUCCGCUAUGCAGAUGAUAAGCCCCUAAUCUACAAGGAUCUAGAGUUUGGUCUGGACCUGGAUAGCAGGAUAGCCUUAGUAGGGCCCAACGGGGCCGGCAAGUCCACCCUUCUAAAGCUACUGGUAGGAGAGCUGGUCCCAACCGAUGGACUAGUCAGAAAGAACUCACAUCUUAGGAUAGGAAGGUACCAUCAGCAUCUCCAAGACCUGUUGGAUUUAGACAUGAGUUCAUUGAAUUGGAUGAUGAAAUGUUUCCCACAGAUCAAGGAAAUUGAGGAGAUGAGACGGAUUAUCGGACGGUAUGGGCUCACAGGCAAGCAACAGAUCUGUCCUAUACGUAACCUUUCCGAUGGUCAGCGAUGUCGGGUCAUCUUCGCCUGGCUAGCCUCGCAGUGUCCUCAUCUAUUACUCCUUGACGAACCCACCAACCAUCUCGACAUCGAGACCAUCGAUGCCCUGGCUGACGCCAUCAACGGUUUCGACGGAGGCCUGGUGCUGGUCAGUCACGACUUCCGUCUCAUUAAUCAGGUUGCCAAGGAGAUCUGGGUAUGUGAGAAACAGACCGUGACUCCAUGGAAAGGCGACAUCCUCUCUUACAAGAGCGCCCUCAAGAAGAAGAUCUUGAAAGACGCCGCGAAGGCCGCUGCCAAGGUCGCAGCCAGUGGAAAAUAAUCCCUACCUACAGUAGUCAUAAUACACCAGUGGGCCAUUUCAUAAAGCUGUUCAUAAGUUAAGAGCGACUGGUGAACCCUUCUUACGAGCUAAACCAUCGCCAAUUCAAUAUACCAUUUACCACAAGAAUGGAUCACCAGUCGCUCUUAACUUACGAACAGCUUUAUGAAACACCCGUCAGGGGCCAGUAACACAAACCCUAGUCAUUGAUUGUAGUGCAAUGUAUUAUGAUUGAUUGCUGUGCAUUGACCCUAAAGGUGACCACACACCUUACGAUUGGUCUGCGACUCAAUGUUUAAAUAAAACGUAGUAGAAUUAGAUGCUAAUAUUGAGACUUGGAAUAUCUUACUGUGUAAUGUUCGAAAUCAUUGUACGAAUACCUAUGUUCAAAUCUGUGACUAUGCUAUCAUCCUUCUUAGAAUGAAAGCAAUUUAUUAUCUUAGUCGUAAUGACGCCAUAGCAGUCGUAAGAUUGGGUACGAUUUGAAGCUAAUUUGGCCUAUACUAAAAAAUAAAGGCUUUCAAUCUUUCAAAAUGGUUAUAUAAGUAUUCUUUCAAUUGAUUUUAACCCCAAAUAAAAUGAUGUGUUCUAUUCACAUUUUCAGAAAAUUAGCAAAAUGCGAUUUGUUCCAAAAUCGGAUCGCGAACAGUCGUAAGGUGUGCGGUGGCCUUAAUGCCCAGUCAGUCAUUAUAAUCAGUUGUACAUGUAGUAUCAGUCACUAGGUCUUGUGAUUUGCGACUCUCUAUAUGUUUUCAUUAGGCUGUAAGUUCCGUAUGACUAUAUGAAAUAUUGGAACAUGUUCUUACAUGCUUAAUCAGGGUCAGAUUAUCUAUCUAUCACUCGGCUCUCAGUAGAUUUGAUUUAAUUUAUUUUUGUUAGCAGGCAUUUGGCAUAAAUUAUUGUCCAAAUUUGAUCAGGGUUAUAGGAAAUUCAAGUUUUUUUUUGGAGGGGGUGGGUUAGACCAUAGAAUAUUUAAGGUAUCUCAACUUGCACAAGAAUAUGUUCCAUUUGUUCAUAUAGUUAUGUGUAACUUAAUAACAGCUUUAUGAAACUCCAUUUGGAACCUCUCUAGGUGAUCUUAUCUUGAUCGCUGUACCUGUUUUUGCCUAUAAACAAAGGUUGCAACUUACUAAGAUGGGAGAUCUCCCAGGCUGAUGCAAAAUUUUCUGCUCUCACUUGGGUUUGGAUUUUUUUCCACCCUAGCUGAUGUUGCCUCUAUUAUAUUUUUCUCUUUCUUGAAACAAAAAGUCACAAUAUUUAUCACAGGACAUUUGCACCCCUUUCAUAAACCCCAUUAAAAUGAAUUAGGCGGCUAAUAGCAGCUUAAUUUGGUUGUAAAAUUGGAGGACAAGAGUUAUCCGCAUUACUCUGAUGCUGCUAUUAUCCGCAUAAUAGCGGCAUCGGGAUAAGAUUUUGAGUUUAUGAACGCAUUUCCAAAUAAUGCGGAUAGUUGCCAUGGUGCGGUCACAAGGUCACCGUUUUCCAACACAACCGCAUCGGAGGGGGCGUGUCCAGUUGUCAUGGCGAUUAUCCGCCUUUUUCAGGACGGGCGUUUCGUAAAAAUAAUGCGGCCUAUUUUCGGAGUUUAUGAACGCAAUUUUUAUUGAAUUAUCCGCAUUACUCUUAGGCGGCUAAUUGGAGGAUAGGUUUAUGAAAAGGGUAUUGGAUUUAUCAUGGAUUAAAAAGAACAAGAUGGUAUGAGAGAGAAUAUUAUGUGAAUCCCAAAGCUUAGAGGGCAUUAUUUCACAUCAAGGGAUGGAGUUCCUUUGUUUACAUUAUUAUGUCUCUAUAAAUCAGGCUCCUGUAGGCUUUAUUAUUAUGCAACAUAGUCAAUCUAAAUAUAUAUUGUGUAUCACAAUCUUAUCCCUUCAAAUGUAAAUAACAUAAACACUGCAUUUUGGUAAUGUAAGUGGGUUGAUUUAAAAAAGGCCUUUACGAUUAUGUUGUUGUUAUAAUAAUUUUUUGAAUUACCAGACAUGGUGACAUAUUGGAAGAUCUGAGAAGGGUGAUAAACAUUGUAAUGCAUGGCCCGUUGGUAGAGCAAUUUCAUAACUGAAGUGGCUACCCUCUGUUAAUAAAAUAUUGUUAUUGUUAAGACGUUAAUUAAAUUAGAUAACAAGUACAAAAUUUUUGCCUGGCAUAUGCGAUUUGAAGAACAGAUUUUUUUUUUAAAUGACUAAUAAACCAUAGGAAAGUUUAUAUCUUUAUUCCCCUUUUUCCAUCAUAAAUGUGUGUGCAAGAUGUUUCUUCAGGUUGCAUUAUGCAAGCAUUAUUGUAAAAAUAUACAAACUAAGAAAAAAUAAUGUAUUUAUAUCAUAUUUAUCUACUGCCUCUGAGCAGGAUGUGGUAUUUAUAUUUUAGUUUAAGGUAAAAUUACCUUUGUGUCAAAGGUAUCAUUAUUGAGUGUGCUCUUUCUCCGAAAGACUCAUUACAAAUAUUGAAAUUUGAAUUUCAAUUACUGUGUGUAUCGGAAAGAAUGGCAAGUUGGAGGUUCACAUGAAGAUAAUGCAAACAUACUUAGGAUUAUUAUUAUAGGGUUGCCUUGGAUUAUUUUUUUUGGGGGGGGAGGGGAUGUGGUUUUGUUUGAGAUUUUUUUUAAGGGGAUUGGCCCAAAAGUAAGGAAUAUAUGUACUUGAUGUUCUUGGGGAAAAUUUUGAGUUUUUCUGAUGGAGAGUUGGAGAUAAUGUUCAUCUAUUUAAAUUACCCUUUCAGACAAACUACCAACUCUGUGUUAACAACUAAAACCUCAUUGAAAAUGGUUUUCUGACAGUAUUGUAUAAGUUAAGCGAUUCCUGUGUGUAAGUUGAAAUUUCAGUGCAAAAUUAGAUUGUCAUUAACCAUGUUAUGCAGAUUGUAAAGCAGACUCGCAGAGUAUAAGAACGUCAUUCUCUAUCCAGUUGAUAAUUCACAUAUUUCAUUAAAUCAAAAUUAUAUGGCAACAGGAUUUAAUAUAUGGAAUACUAGUAUAUUUCCUCAAGUAGAUUUUGAAGCACAAAAUUUCCUAGAGCACUGGGUUAACAGACAUCCUAUGAAAUCAUUCAGGGCUCCCAUUUUUUUCACUCCCAAAUAAUAGUUUGCAUGUAUAAUUGUUUUUGCUUGAAUUUAAUGCUUAUGGCAUUAUUUUUGCACAACUAUAGACUUUUUAAUGUGUAGCUAAAUAAUUUGAUUAAAAUUUAUGUUAGCAUGGAAUUAAACCG
Molecule: messenger RNA, 5155 nt
Organism: Lytechinus variegatus (green sea urchin)
Lineage: Eukaryota; Metazoa; Echinodermata; Echinoidea; Temnopleuroida; Toxopneustidae
Product: ATP-binding cassette sub-family F member 2-like
Exons: 12
Coding region: 138-1958 (606 amino acids)
Molecular function (GO): ATP binding; ATP hydrolysis activity
Source: RefSeq, a predicted model, not a curated record